CAAUAAACUACUGAUUUCUUUAUCUGUAACAAAGAACAUUCAAUUCAGGUGGGAUUAUUUAUCGGGACCAAUAAACCUUCGCAAAUUCAAGGUGGACUACGAUGAGUCACGUUGUUUUCCAAACAAGGUUCGUGUUGAAACUUUUUGAGAAAUGACGUGUUCUUAUUGUUGUAGUAUAGCAGAAACUUAUUAUUGGAUAUCCAUACAAUCGCAAAUAAUUAUAUACCCAAAUUUAUAAUUUUAUUAAAUAAAAUCGUUUUUGUUAUUGUUCGCUUUCUUCUCAAACAGUUGUUUCACAGAGGACGCUACAGUUUUGAAACUGAAUGUGUACCUAACUUUACUGUCAAACAUCAACCUAGAAAGUUGUAAAUAUACAAAUUAUAGCUCUUCAAAACAAAAUUGAUUUUCGAAUAUGAUUUACUUAUAAAAUUAUUUACAAAUCUAAAGUAAAAAAUAUGAAGUAAAAUAUGAUGAACUCUGCAACAUUCUGAUAAAGCAUCAAAUUAGCUAAAGUUUGACCUCUUUUUCUUCAGUGACUAGUGCAUUCAACAACCAGCUGCUUCUGAGUACAGAUCAUGCUUCAACAAAAUAUUUAAAUCAAACAUUAAUCAUGCCAGAUAGGAACCAGAAAAUGGAGAAUGAUGAUGACCAAAAAUGCAACAUUAACAAACCUGGCACAUCUGCGCCUGUAGAUUAUCAAUCUAAUUCAAAUCCUGAUACAGAAGAGGAAAAUGCAAGAGGGCAGAAGAUUUCAGAUUUUAUGGUAGGAGGUUUAGUAGGAGCAUCCCCACCAAAAUUUGUUACUCUUGAAGAAAUUAUAAAAGCUGCAAAUGGCAUGAGAAAUAUGGCAUUAGCACAUGAAAUUGCGGUGGACAAAAAUUUUCAAUUACAGAAGCUUGAUCCAGAUGAUGGUACAUUCCACAAAAGAGUAAAAGAUAUCAUGCAUAAAGCUUUUUGGAGUUUGUUAGCUGAACAGUUAGCUGAAGAUCCUCCAAAUUAUACACAGGCAUUGGUUUUAUUAAAAGAAAUUAAAGAGACAUUAGAUGAGUUAGUGUUACCACACCAUGCAAAAAUUCGAGAGAACUUGAAUGAGGUACUUGAUAUAGAUUUAAUCAAACAACAAGCAGAAAAGGGUGUUCUAGAUUUUCAUCAUUAUGCACAAUAUGUGAUCUCAAUAAUGAGCAAAGUUUGUGCACCAGUAAGAGAUGAAAAGAUUGCAGAACUUAGUCAACAGACAGAUGUUAUUGAAAUAUUCAAAGGAAUAAUGGAAGUGCUACAGUUAAUGCGCCUUGAUUUAGCGAAUUUUACUAUCACUAUGAUGAGACCAAAUAUAGUUGCUUCCAGUAUUGAAUAUGAGAAAGCAAAGUUUGCUGAAUUUUUGAAAAUUAAUACUAAUGGUUUGCAAUAUACUGAAAAAUGGUUACUAAGCCAUUUUGAUCCAACAAAAGUUACAGCCAGUUCAUCUGAUAUUAAUGCUGUAAGACAACUUACACAUUCUCUUUUAACCGAAGCAUAUCUUGAUCUUCUAGAGUGGGAUUUUAAUCCGGAUGCAGAAACUCUAAUGCUUGAUCAGGGUAGAUUAUUAGAAUUACGCGAUAAAACCAGCAGAUUAAGCAUUAUGGGAUCCGUGAUAUUACUCGUAAACAAUACGGUUGGUCCACCAGUACAUGGGGUGUCAAGUUUAAAAAAAGAAAUUAAACAACAUCUUAAUGUACUAUUGGACACUGUGCAUUCAAAUAAGGAUUUGGAAUCCAUAAUACCCAAUGUUGUGUUACAAAUUAAAAUGGACUUGAAUGCGACAUUGCAAGAAAUUGGUUCUGAACCCUUAACUCCGCAGCUGGAAACGUUACUAGAAGGACAAAUAUUAGACCUUAUUAAGCCAGACCAUAAAAUCAGACAUCUUAUAAGUUUGAGAAUUCGGCAAUUUUUGCAAAAAAUAAUAUCAUCUCAAUCUGCUGCUCCACAGCACGUACCACCAGGACUUUCAUCACUUCAAGAAGAAUUAACAGCCAUAGCGGCUCAGUUUUUAAUACUUAUUUCCCAUAACAGAAGCGUGUUUGGAGAAUACUAUCAAGAAAUCGUUACCAAUACACUUAUUAAAAAAGAAAUUGAAGACAAUAAAGAUAUAAGCGGAGUUCAUGGUAUGGAAUUAUAAAAAAAAGGUUGAACUUUUCAACUAAUCAUUACAAGAAAAGCAUAUUACGUGUUCAUAAAAUAGUACAUUAAUUAAAACAUAAGUGAUGUAUAUACAUAUAUUUUAAAAUAACAGUUUUUAUUUGAUUUCAUAAGUUAAAUUUUAUAACAAAACAGAAAAACGUAUAAAAAUACAUAAACAUGAAUGUUGCACAGAAAAGGUUCUGAUACUGCUAUAAGUUACAAAUGAUGUAAUAAAAAAAAAAGAAAAACAUAUGUUUACAAAACAUAUGAAAUAGUAAUUGAUUUGUUUUUAAUAUUAUGUAAGCAUUCUUUUAUACAUAAAUUAAUUAUAAUUUAACAUUCACUAACUAGUAUUACGAUUUGCUACGACUUACUUUCUAUACUUGGUGCUUUAAGAUAUUUUUUUUAUAAAUACCACACUAGAAUGCAAUACUAAACAUUAAGAUGUAAUAUAUAUUUGUAUAUAGGUAUGGAAAUUAAACCAAUUUCUACUAAAAAUUAUUCUAUUUUUGAAAUUGUCUAAACUUAUUUCUUGAUGUUGGAUUUUUCCAAGUAUACAAAAUAUACAUCCUUGUACAGUUUUAAUAAAAUUUAUCAAUUUUGAAAAGUAUAUAAAUGUACAAUAUUCUAUGGUUGACAUUGCCAGCUAUCAUGCUUGGUUUGCUAUCUUUUUAAAUAUGUGGAACAUGAUAUAGUGACCACUCGAUAAGUAGCCGUCUUUAAGACUCUAGCUAAAUAACGGCUAUUUAUCGAACCUUUACUUAUAACUACUGUGUUCGUAACAUUUUAUGUAUGGUAUAAAAGCGAAUGUGUAUGUGUGGGUGCGUUUGUGUCAAUUUUAUGUAAAUUACGUCUGUGUUUUACUUAUAUGUUAGCGCUUUAUAAUCUAAUAUACAUCCAAGGUAGUAGUGAUUUUCAGUACAAGUAAAUUUAUAAUCAGCGCACAAAAUUUUAAACAAAAAUGUACAAUGAAUAUCAGAAUACUCGAAAGAAGAAUGGAAAUGUGUAGUACAGUGUUUGGAUAACAGAGUAGUGGCAGAGUGCUUUCUCAAGAGCUUAAAAUGGACUUGAGAUUCUUAUCAGCGAUAUCAAUGACCAGAGUGGAUAAACGAAAAGCUGUCAGUUAGUGAUCACAAUGAUUAUCGAAAGAAUAUCGUACGUACUAGAUUUCUAAAAUUGUCUCUCAUAUCAUUACCAGUUCCAUUGGCCAACAUGUGUGUCUAAAUUUUUUAUCAUUUUAUUUUCGUUUUAUUAACCAUUGUGAGCUCAUUUUUGCGCGGAUGCAUAUUGAAGAAGUACAAGAGAUCAAGAAAGCAAAUCUGUGUAUGUGAUUGUUUUUAUGGAUUUAUAAUUAAUAUGGUAACAAUAUAUAAAAAAAAAUUGUGAAAUAUU
Molecule: messenger RNA, 3549 nt
Organism: Megachile rotundata (alfalfa leafcutting bee)
Lineage: Eukaryota; Metazoa; Arthropoda; Insecta; Hymenoptera; Megachilidae
Product: T-complex protein 11-like protein 1
Biological process (GO): signal transduction
Source: RefSeq, a predicted model, not a curated record